UUAAAACAAAGAUGGAUCUUUUCAUGACCCUGAUAAUCGUACUCUCCUCUGGACUUACCCUCAGCUCCUGCUCACAGCCCCCCCCUCGUCAGUACCACUAUGUUUCCACACCAAAGAACUGGACCGAAGCCCGACAGUUCUGCAGAGAGAAAUACACCGACCUGGCCACCUUUGACAACAUGGAUGACAUCAGCAGGCUGAAAGCUGAUUUCUCUUAUUCCCUGGCCUGGAUCGGACUCUGGGAUGACCCUGAAAACUGGAAAACCUCCAUGGGCAGUGACACCAACUCUUGGAGGUGGUCAGCAACAGGAGAAACCAGCAGAACCGGGUACCAGAGCUGGGAGUAUGGACGACCAAUAUAUACCGAUGAAAAGAAUUUGUGUGUAUUGAUCCAUUCUGAUACAUCUUGGCAUGAUUACACAUGUAAGACGACAGAAAAAUUCAUCUGCUACAAUGUUUCAGAGAACAACAAGAAAAACUAUUUCCACAUCCCAACCAAGAAAACCUGGCAGUCUGCUCAACAGUACUGCAGGGAGAACUUCACCGACUUGGCCAUGAUUGAGAAUGAGGCAGAAAACACUGAGGCCAUCAGAGGAAAACCAGAUACUGGUUAUUAUUGGAUCGGACUUCCCCUCAGCUCCUGCUCACAGCCCCCCCCUCGUCAGUACCACUAUGUUUCCACACCAAAGAGCUGGACCGAAGCCCGACAGUUCUGCAGAGAGAAAUACACCGACCUGGCCACCUUUGACAGCAUGGAUGACCUCAGCAGGCUGAAAGCUGAUUUUUCUUAUUCCUGGGCCUGGAUCGGACUCUGGGAUGACCCUGAAAACUGGAAAACCUCCAUGGGUAGUGACACCAACUCUUGGAGGUGGUCAGCAACAGGAGAAACCAGCAGAACUGGAUACCAGAACUGGGAACCUUUACAGCCAGAUUACUGGAAAGCACAGGAGACAUGUGUAUUGACCCAGAACAACAAGAAAAACUAUUUUCACAUCCCAACCAGCAAAACAUGGCAGUCUGCUCAGCAGCACUGCAGGGAACACUUCACCGACUUGGCCAUGAUUGAGAAUGAGGCAGAAAACACUGAGGCCUUCAAAGCAACACCGGGCACUGGUUCUUAUUGGAUCGGAACCCCUGGACUUGGUCUGACCGGAGCCAAAGCUCCUUCUGGGAUCUGGCACCACACAAAAAAUAACGUUAAUGGUCAACAACACUGUGGGGAAGAAAAUCCGCAACAUGAAUGGGGGGAUGAUUAUUGUUACGUUAAGAAGCCCUUCAUCUGCCAUCAAGUUUCAGAGAACUACAAAAAAAACUUUUUCCACAUCCCAACCAGCAAAACAUGGCAGUCUGCUCAGCAGCACUGCAGGGAACACUUCACCGACUUGGCCAUGAUUGAGAAUGAGGCAGAAAACACUGAGGCCGACAAUGCCAAACCAGGGGGAAGUUUUUAUUGGAUCGGUCUGUACAGGAACCCCUGGACUUGGUCUGACCGGAGCCAAAGCUCCUUCAGGAACUGGCAGCCGGGCGGCCUAAAUAACGCUGGAGAUCAACAACACUGUAUCACUGAAAAUACAGACCAUGAGUGGGCUGAUGAAGAUUGUGGAGUUAAGUGGCCCUUCAUCUGCAAUCAAGUUUUAAGGCGGAACACCGUUUUCAGGAUGACGACUGAGACUGAUGUUGACCUCUCUGAUCCAGACAUUCAGUCCCAGGUCCUCCAGAAGUUUCCACAUUCUUACUGUUUGGUUUUGAUUUCUUUGAUUCCAUCAAAGAUGGAGGCUUUGCUCAGAAGCAGGGGAUUGACGGACUUCAAACUGAGAUGGAAGUUGCAAUCCGGAAAAAAAGACAAGGACCAAUGCGCCAAACAGGAAUGUGAUACUGGACUUCCCCUCAGCUCCUGCUCACGGCCGCCCACUCGCCAGUACAUCAUUUUUGACUGGCCAAAGAGCUGGACGGAAGCCCGACAGUUCUGCAGAGAGAAAUACACCGACCUGGCCACCUUUGACAGCAUGGAUGACAUCAGCAGGCUGAAAGCUGAUUUCUCUUAUUCCUGGGCCUGGAUCGGACUCUGGGAUGACCCUGAAAACUGGAAAACCUCCAUGGGCAAUGACACCAACUCUUGGAGGUGGUCAGCAACAGGAGAAAAAGGCAGAACCGGGUACCAGAACUGGGCCUCUGGAGAACCAGAUUACGCUUAUGGUAACGAAACCUGCACAGCGAUAGGGAACGGAUUUUGGCAAGACAAGGACUGUGAGGUGACGGCAGAAUUUCUGUGCUUUAACGGACUUCCCCUCAGCACCUGCUCACAGCCCCCCCCUCGUCAGUACCACUAUAUUCCCAGAGAAAUGAGCUGGACCAAAGCCCGACAGUUCUGCAGAGAGAAAUACACCGACCUGGCCACCUUUGACAGCAUGGAUGACCUCAGCAGGCUGAAAGCUGAUUUCUCUUAUUCCUGGGCCUGGAUCGGACUCUGGGAUGACCCUGAAAACUGGAAAACCUCCAUGGGUAAUGACACCAACUCUUGGAGGUGGUCAGCAACAGGAGAAACCAGCAGUACCGGGUACCAGAACUGGGGGUCUGAAGAACCAAAUUACUACGGAGCAAAUCAAAAAUGUGUAGUCAUUGGUGAUGGUGCAUUGUGGUUAGAUGACACAUGUGAGACCAAAAGAGAAUUCAUCUGCUUCAACGCAGUUUCAGAAAACAACAAGAAAAACUAUUUCCACAUCCCAACCAGCGAAACAUGGCAGUCUGCUCAGCAGCACUGCAGGAAACACUUCACCGACUUGGCCAUGAUUGAGAAUGAGGCAGAAAACACUGAAGCCAACAAUGCAAAACCAGGGGGAAGUUUUUAUUGGAUCGGUCUGUACAGGAACCCCUGGACUUGGUCUGACCGGAGCCAAAGCUCAUUCAGGAACUGGCAGCCGGGCGGCAUGAAUAAUGUUUUUGGGGCACAACACUGUAUUACGGAAAAUGCAGACCAUGAGUGGGCUGAUGAAAAUUGUGGAGCUGAGUGGCCCUUCGUCUGCCAUCAAGUUGUAGGGCCGAGCACCGUUGUCAGGAUGACGACUGAGGCUGAUGUUGACCUCUCAGAUCCACACAUUCAGUCCCAGGUCCUCCAGAAGGUAAACCACUUCUGCCUCAGCUGGGACUUCUCAGCAGAAACUAAAGCUCUGAAGGCUGCUUCCUCAAUUCCUUUUCAGAUGGAGGCUCUGCUCAGAGCCCGGGGAUUGACCGACGUCAAACUGCACUCCUGCUCACAGCCCCCCCUUCGUCAGUACCACUAUGUUCCCACAGAAAUGAGCUGGACCGAAGCCCGACAGUUCUGCAGAGAAAAAUACACCGACCUGGCCACCUUUGACAGCAUGGAUGACCUCAGCAGGCUGAAAUCUGAUUUCUCUUAUUCCUGGGCCUGGAUCGGACUCUGGGAUGACCCUGAAAACUGGAAAACCUCCAUGGGCAGUGACACCAACUCUUGGAGGUGGUCAGCGACCGGGGAAACCAGCAGAACCGGGUACCAGAACUGGUACCCUGGAGAACCAGAUUACGACUGGGCAGAGGAAACGUGUGCAGUGAUGGGUGGUUUUGGACUAUGGAACGAUGUUUCCUGUGACGUUCAAAGACCAUUUCUUUGCCAUAACGGACUUCCCCUCAGCUACUGCUCACAGCCCCCCCUUCGUCAGUACCACUAUGUUCCCACAGAAAUGAGCUGGACCGAAGCCCGACAGUUCUGCAGAGAGAAAUACACCGACCUGGCCACCUUUGACAGCAUGGAUGACCUCAGCAGGCUGAAAGCUGAUUUCUCUUAUUCCUGGGCCUGGAUCGGACUCUGGGAUGACCCUGAAAACUGGAAAACCUCCAUUGGCAGUGACACCAACUCUUGGAGGUGGUCAGCGACCGGGGAAACCAGCAGAACCGGGUACCAGAACUGGUACCCUGGAGAACCAGAUUACGACUGGGCAGAGGAAACGUGUGCAGUGAUGGGUGGUUUUGGACUAUGGAACGAUGUUUCCUGUGACGUUCAAAGACCAUUUCUUUGCCAUAACGUUUCAGAGAACAACAAGAAAAACUAUUUCCACAUCCCAACCAGCAAAACAUGGCAGUCUGCUCAGCAGCACUGCAGAGAACACUUCACCGACUUGGCCAUGAUUGAGAAUGAGGCGGAAAACACUGAGGCCGACAAUGCAAAAACAGGAAUGCUAUUCCAUUGGAUCGGUCUGUACAGGAACCCCUGGACUUGGUCUGACCGGAGCCAAAGCUCCUUCAGGAACUGGCAGCCGGGCGGCCUGAAUAACGUUUUUGGGGCACAACACUGUAUUACGGAAAAUACAGACCAUGAGUGGGCUGAUGAAGAUUGUGGAGCUAAGUGGCCCUUCAUCUGCCAUCAAGGUUGCUGC
Molecule: messenger RNA, 4391 nt
Organism: Menidia menidia (Atlantic silverside)
Lineage: Eukaryota; Metazoa; Chordata; Actinopteri; Atheriniformes; Atherinopsidae
Source: the annotation of a GenBank genome assembly